UGCAGGAAGCAUAUAAACAGGCACCUUAGUGGUACCAAUUUUACCAUCCAGACCAGAGUCAAGCCACAGACAGACAUGGCUGCUGAAGGCUGGCCUGCACUCUUGAUGGCUGUCCUUUCCCUAGGCCUCUUCGCUCAACCCUGUGACCCUCAAGAGUUACGGUGUCGUUGUGCUAAGAUGGUGUCUGAGAUGAUUCCUCUAAAAUGCAUUAAAAACAUCCAGGUGAUACCCCAGACUAUUUACUGCAGCAGAGAUGAAGUCAUAGCGAUACUGAAAUAUGGGGAUAUAAUUUGUUUGGAUCCUAAGGCUAAAUGGGUGGAGGCUCUUAUCAAGAAGAUUAUAUACAGGUUAACUGAGGACCACAAUGACACGAUACAUCCAACAGUAAUGAAUGCUGAGAGGAGGUUCCUUACUGAUGACCACCAGGGAAUGGGACAUCCAACAGAAAUGAAAUCUCUGCACCUCUUUAAGUUUGAAUAUUCUCUAGAGGAAAACCCAUUUGUGUGAACUGAGGACUGCGAUGAACUCCUCUCUCAAAUCAUUGUGUAUACUCUCCUGAUUAGCUUAUGAAAAGAGAUGUGGGGAUGGAGAUGAUGAAAUUAUUAUUAUGUGGGAAGAACUAACCCCAAGUCUCUCUUAGUAAGUAGGUGGGGCCUUUCUCUCUAGACUCAGCCUCUUCCACAGCUGACCACUGUCUUUUUUACCUUCUUGACUUCCUGGCAGACAAUCACAGGUCACGGUUUUCCUUCUCUCACUUUAUUUCCACAUUACAUUUAACAGCAUCACACACCCUUUUGUUGACUGACAAUACUAGAACUUGAGAAGUUAAGGCAAAAAGAUCAUACAUCCAAGGCUAGCCUGGAUUACACAUCCAGUUACACAUAAACUUGGGCUAUUGUGAGACCCUCACUCAAAAAUGUACACAGAAAGACAGACACACAGACAGACAGA
This is a messenger RNA of Meriones unguiculatus (Mongolian gerbil), 951 nucleotides long. Its product is annotated as C-X-C motif chemokine 15-like. The transcript has 5 exons. The coding region runs from base 76 to 507 and encodes 143 amino acids. Lineage: Eukaryota; Metazoa; Chordata; Mammalia; Rodentia; Muridae. Gene Ontology annotation, cellular component: extracellular region. The record is from RefSeq and is a predicted model, not a curated record. Gene Ontology annotation, molecular function: chemokine activity; CXCR chemokine receptor binding. Gene Ontology annotation, biological process: chemokine-mediated signaling pathway; cellular response to lipopolysaccharide; neutrophil chemotaxis.